GUGGCCAUGCAAGCGACGUUCAGCGUGGUGGACCUGCAUGUGCGAAGUCCACUCUGGGGAGUUGUGCUGGCGGCCAUUUACGGCACAUUCUUCAUUUACAUGUGGCGGAACACGUCAGCAGACGUGCCAAACCAGCAGGCCACUGGUUGA
Messenger RNA from Symbiodinium sp. CCMP2592, 150 nucleotides. Lineage: Eukaryota; Dinophyceae; Suessiales; Symbiodiniaceae. The record is from the annotation of a GenBank genome assembly.